AUGGCGGGAGAUAAUGUCUUCGCCGUUCCCGUAUUUCUCGUCGUCUUUCGAGAAAGUCUCGAAACGGUAAUUAUCGUUUCCGUCUUGUUAGCUUUUCUAAAGCAAACUCUCGAUGGCCCCAACCGAGACACAAACGUAUACAAAGCGCUCGUCAAGCAGGUAUGGCUUGGCGUCGGCUUCGGAUUCUUUCUUUGUCUUGUUGUAGCUGGCGGCUUGAUCGGCGCCUUCUACACUCUAGGCAAGGAUAAUUGGGUAACCAAUGAAUACAAUUAUGAAGGAGCAUUUGCGCUUAUCGCUUCUGUUAUUAUCAGUAUCGUGGGCGCAGCUCUCCUUCGAGUUGGAAAAAUGCAGGAGAAGUGGCGCGUUAAGCUAGCCAAAGCUGUCGAAGCCCCCUUAUUAACUAAUGGUAACCGCAAUGGUUGGCUAAAGCGCUUCGCCGAGAAAUAUGCUAUGUUUGUCCUUCCAUUCAUUACUGUCUUGAGAGAAGGCAUUGAGGCUAUUGUCUUUGUUGCUGGAGUUUCAUUCUCCGCGCCAGCAACUGCCGUCCCUCUUCCUGUAGUAGUUGGACUAGCCGCCGGAUUCAUCGUGGGAUACAUACUAUACAAAGGAGGAGCUGGAGCAAAAUUGCAAUACUUCCUGAUUGCUUCCACAUGCCUACUAUAUCUAGUAGGCGCCGGCCUUUUCUCUCGUGCUGUCUGGUAUUUUGAAAACCAGAAGUGGAACAACAUAAUUGGUGGAGAUGCUGCCGAGCUAGGAACUGGUCCAGGAUCUUAUGAUAUCGACAAGAGUGUUUGGCACGUAAACUGCUGCAGCCCAGAAUUUAAUGGCGGCGAAGGAGGUUGGGGAAUAUUCAACGCCAUCCUCGGAUGGACGAAUUCGGCAACAUAUGGCUCAGUCAUCUCAUAUAACAUGUACUGGAUCGCUAUCAUGGUCGCUUUCGCCGCCAUGAGAUAUAAGGAAGUCAAGGGACACUGGCCUUUCUUGAAAGCAAAGGCAGGCUCUGCGGAGCCAGUCGAGAAACCCAGCGAACCUACCCAGGUGAGAAGCAUGCCCGAUAGGGAAAUUGCUUAG
This is a messenger RNA of Annulohypoxylon maeteangense, 1071 nucleotides long. Its product is annotated as iron permease FTR1. The record is from RefSeq and is a predicted model, not a curated record. Gene Ontology annotation, biological process: iron ion transmembrane transport. The coding region runs from base 1 to 1071 and encodes 356 amino acids. Lineage: Eukaryota; Fungi; Ascomycota; Sordariomycetes; Xylariales; Hypoxylaceae. The transcript has 4 exons. Gene Ontology annotation, cellular component: high-affinity iron permease complex; plasma membrane. Gene Ontology annotation, molecular function: ferrous iron transmembrane transporter activity.